Suillus bovinus is the source of this 2130-nucleotide messenger RNA. Its product is annotated as WD40-repeat-containing domain protein. The transcript has 10 exons. Gene Ontology annotation, molecular function: protein binding. Bases 38 to 1837 code for a protein of 599 amino acids. Lineage: Eukaryota; Fungi; Basidiomycota; Agaricomycetes; Boletales; Suillaceae. The record is from RefSeq and is a predicted model, not a curated record.
AUAAGUUCAACAACUCACUGCACACAAGAUCCACAAUAUGACGAUAACCAAAACGUCACACGAUAUGUCAGGGGUACCUGAUACAGCAAGAGAUACUUUGCGAGGGAAGCUGGCGCCAAAGCAGGCGGUGAAACAGAGCAAGAACAAAGUGUGGGCAGUUGCAUUCUUCAAUGACGGUCGACGGGUCGUCACUGGUUCGCACGAUAAAACCCUGCGAAUUUUAGACGUGCGGCGACCAGGAGAAAUGGUGGGAGGGCCAUUCAAAGGGCACACGGACCGGGUGCGAACAGUCGCCAUAUCUCCAGACGACAGCCGAAUUGUGAGUGGUGGAGAUGAUACCACUGUCAUCAUCUGGGACACCGAGAGCAAACAGAUGGUACUCAAUCCGCUGGUGAAGCAUACAGAGAAGGUGAACUCUGUGUGCUUCUCCCCGGAUGGAAAGAGAGUCGCAAGCGGUUCGCAUGAUUCGACGGUUGUUGUAUGGGAUGCGGAGACUGGCGCAGUCUUUGCAACACUCGACAGUCAAGAUCAUCGUAGUAAAACCGUACACGUGUGGAGUGUGUCAUUUAGCCCGGAUGGGUUAAAAUUAGCAUCCGGAUCAUCUGACCAUACCAUUCGGGUAUGGCGCACCGUUAACGCCGAAUGUUUGCUCAAGAUCAAGGCCUGCGAAUGGUCAGUUCGAAGUGUUGUGUGGUCGCCAGACGGCAGCCAGCUUGUCUCUGGAUCAUCCGACAAUUCAGCCAAGUUCUGGGAUUCGUCUAAUGGGAAAAAGAUCGGUCAACCGUGCAUCGGUCACACUCGCUGGAUUACUUGUCUUGCCAUCUCAUCAGAUAACUCUUUCAUCGCCACAGCAUCGGACGACAGAACUGUGCGGCUGUGGUGCACAAAGACACAUAAGCAGAUAGGACAUGUACUUGAACACGCCAAAAAAGUUAACUCUGUCGCAAUUUCUCCCGAUGCAGAACUACUCGUGAGUGGAGCCGACGAUGGGAAUCUUCAGCUUUGGUCUAUUAGGGACAUACUGGAGGAUGAAAAAGUUGAGGAAAGCUCGACAGUGGAUGAAAAAGUACAGGGAGAGCAACUCCGCAACAGCGAAACGCAGAGUAGUUGCGACAGCGAACAUGGGUAUACCAGCGAUAACGGCAAUCACAAAGAACCCUCCUUCGAUCAGGACAGCACAAGUGACUCCUCUGACACCCGCGACGCCUCUGGCAGUGACGAUGAAGACUCAUUAUUUGACAUCUUUGCUAUAAAGAAGACGGUUCGCGAUUCUGGGGACCUUCACAUCAUCGAAGACCUUCUGACCCAUGAGAUUGAUUUUGACGAAGAUGACAACAGACGUGAUACAUUUGCCAAUCGCUCAAUUGUAAGGGCGCGCAGGUCCGACUGGGACUAUGCGCUUCAAGACGCAGUCAAGUCCAUUGCUAUCCAGCCCUCAUUAUUGGGCUACAUCUCAAAGGGCUUCGCCCUUUGUGGCAACAAGCGGCUCUGGGACGCUAUGGAAGCUUUCGAUUCCGCUUUUCUAUUUUCCAAUAGUGAUCCGAAUAUCAUCAAUCUUUUACUAUUGAUCAAGGCUGUUGCGCUUUUCUAUGCCGGUCGCCAUGAUGAGGCAGUGCGGCGAGUUCAAGACCUUACGACUGCUUUUCAACAUCCGGAUCCAAUUCCGUGCAGCGUUGUGAAUUCAUAUCUACGUGUGCAGCUUGCAAUCAUUGCUUUUCAGGAUGGGCGGUACAGCGAAGCAGCUGAUCAACUCGAUAGCAGUAUUUCCGAUAUUCACGGUGCUCUUCGGCUGGGACUUGGACUCGUCUUGGCAAACCGUCAACCAAAUACGGUGUGAAGCAUGCCUCCGUGCUGAUCGAGUGAUUGAAGCUGUCGAAUCCUACCAACAUAUGAUGUCGAUGAUCGACAAGGAUGUGAAGGAUAGCAACCUGGAAUGGACUACUGAAUUCAAGAAUGAUUGCACUGCGCGCUGUGUCGCAAAGGGAGACGAGGCUGUUGCUGCGAAAAAUUAUGAAACAGCCAUUGAACUGUAUUCGGCGGGUAUCGGGCUGGACUUUUCAUGCGAGUCACUCUUUGUACGCCGCUGUAAAGCAAAUUUGGGACGCAACACUUUCGCAGAGGCUCUUCACG